Messenger RNA from Ornithodoros turicata, 1938 nucleotides. Its product is annotated as spartin-like. The transcript has 9 exons. Gene Ontology annotation, cellular component: plasma membrane. The record is from RefSeq and is a predicted model, not a curated record. Gene Ontology annotation, biological process: negative regulation of BMP signaling pathway; cell division. Lineage: Eukaryota; Metazoa; Arthropoda; Arachnida; Ixodida; Argasidae. Bases 137 to 1705 code for a protein of 522 amino acids.
UUACGACGAACACUUUGCGGCUUACAGCAUGGCUUAGGCUACAUAGCUAACCAAGUGACAAGUGGAAGAAAUCAUCGAAAUCGUCCAAAUCGGUGGGAUUUUGGGGGACGUUAGGUGCUGUUCUCCGAGCAAAGACAUGCAGCCAGCACAGCACUCAGCGUCCCAAGACAAACGAGACUUGGAAACACUGCAAAAAGCUCACGAUGAAGCCUUCCUGUACAUUUCACAAGGACUGAGCUGCGAAGAGUGCGGACAAACGACUCUUGCUGGGGACACUUAUCGCAGGGGACUGGAGCGCUUGGACCAGGCCCUGCAGAUUUCCUGCGAUGGCAGGGCUGGUCCGCAGUGGGACAACGCACGCAAGAUGCAGAACAAGAUGCUGAGGGUGAAGACUGAGGUGGAAAUCAGGAUGAGAGCUGCAAACGGAGAAAGAAGCGGCGAGACCAUGACGGACAAUCCACCUUCCUACGAGGAUGCAAUUGCAGGAAUUUCAUGCGUCGACGUCACAUUGAAUGGGGGAGUCACUGCAGAAGUGCUGAUGUACGUGCCACGUGGGGUUCAGGUGUUCUAUGUAUCGCCCACCGGCGAAGUUGGCUCUCCAUCGAGCCCUUCAGACCUUACCGUAUACCGGCUAAAAGAUGAGCCUGACAAAGCUAUCCAGCGGCGCUUAUCUUGGCUGCAAGCUGGCUCCUGGAUCUACCCGUUGUUGCCCGGUCAAGCACCCGCACUUCGGACAGGCUUUGGGGCAUACAUGUUUCCAGACAUAGACGCUGACAAACAAGGAGCUGCAGUUGGAAUCCUGCUACCUUCUGACACUAGCACGGAAACCCAGAUCUUGUUCGAAUCUUUGAUGGAGAACCUGACAGCCAUUAAGAUUGAACCACUCAUCAUUCCUGGGGCAGAACCUACAUUUGGCCAAAAGGUUUCAGAAAGCCUCAUUGCAGGGUCCCAGUGUCUGUCAGCUGGAAUUUGCAAAAGUGCUGAAGUGACUUGCCACGCACUUGGCCUGGGAGUACAAAAGCUUAAGGAGUACAUCAAACCGGAGCAACAGCCAGUUGAUCCACGAGUGAAAGUGGGCUUUCAAGUUCUUCGACAGAUUACGGGCUCCAUCAGGAGCGUCAGCGGCUACGUUGUGAACAAGGUUGGGGACUUGAGCCUGGUCCUUGCGCAGGAGGUGGCGAAGAAAGUCACGUGUGAUCCUCCGAUCCUUCCCUGUGAAACUGUCGAUGGCGGCGGUGGGGGAACGAGCAGCACUGUCAACGAGGUACUGACCAUUGCGAAGGGAGGAAUCCAAGGUCUUUCAACUCUGUACCUGGGGCUGGAGAAGGCUUCCGGAAUUCUGGCGGCUGCGCUUGCAGACGGAAGUGUGCAGAUCAUUGGUCACAAGUAUGGCAAAGAUGCAGCGGAGGUUGUGUCCGAUGCACUGUGUUCCGUGGGCAACGUGGCGUUGGCGACACAAGAUGUCCGCAGCCUUCACGUCAAAGCAGUCGCAAAGAGGACCGCACGCGAGACAGGGAAGGCCGUCCUUCUGGACUGGGAAGAAAACGUAUUGCAGCCGCUGCAGCUGCCGCAGCUGCAGAGAAGACCUCAGAGUCACUCGAAGAAUCCUCACAAUAACUCCAAUAAAUUGCUCGCAGCUGGUUGUCAGAAAUUAUGGAAUGUUCAUUUCCAUAAGUCAUGCAGAGGUUACAGACGCAGAAAAUGAUUGCGGGCUGUAGUUUUGCCCAAGAUAACUGUGUCCGAUAGAAACAGUGCAAAGUGUAGAUGUUUAAUUGCUGAAGCGUAUUUAGCUUUAGCAAAUGUAUAAAGAUAGGAGUGGUAAUCCAUGAGGAGUUUUGCCUUGUCAACUUCCCAUGAUGCAAAUUUGGUGACCUGUGAUACAUUUGUGUCCAUUAUUCCAUAUUUUGUCCAUACAAAUAAAUCUCAUCAAGAGCGUUC